Messenger RNA from Aspergillus nidulans FGSC A4, 690 nucleotides. Its product is annotated as fumarylacetoacetate hydrolase family protein. NCBI's taxonomy places the organism in Eukaryota, Fungi, Ascomycota, Eurotiomycetes, Eurotiales, Aspergillaceae. Gene Ontology annotation, molecular function: catalytic activity; oxaloacetate tautomerase activity. The transcript has 3 exons. Gene Ontology annotation, biological process: oxaloacetate metabolic process. The coding region runs from base 1 to 690 and encodes 229 amino acids. The record is from RefSeq and is a predicted model, not a curated record.
AUGGCAGCUUCGAUAAAAUCAAAUUGCCGCAAGCUGACUCUAGAUCGCAGCGACCACAUCGCAGAGCUCAACAACACAAAACCCAAGCAGCCUUUCUUCUUCCUGAAGCCCUCCUCUUCAAUACUCUGCCCUGGCGAAGGUCCAGUCUUGCGCCCCAAAGGCACAAGCCUCCACUAUGAGGUGGAAUUGGCUUUGGUAAUGGGCAAGAAAGUUCGCGACCUCGAUCCAAACGAUGACAAGGGAGCGUUGGAUGCGAUCCAGAGCUACCUCCUCGCCAUUGACAUGACCGCGCGCAAUGUCCAAGAUGAAGCCAAGAAGAAAGGUCUUCCUUGGACUAUCGCAAAGGGUUUCGACACCUUCCUCCCCAUAUCGCAGGAGAUUUUGAAGUCUCAAAUUCCCGAUCCACACAACGCAUUCCUUCGUCUGAGCGUCAACUCGCAGCAGCGUCAGGCUGAUUCCUCAGGGCUGAUGCUGUACCGUAUUCCCAGGUUGCUGGCGGAGAUCUCGCGCGUGAUGACGUUGGAGAAGGGAGAUCUGGUUUUAACGGGGACGCCUAAGGGCGUUGGGGAGGUGAAGAGUGGUGAUGUGAUGAAGGCGUCGAUUGAGGUUGAUGGGAAGGAGAUCGAGCAGGGACGGAUUGAGGUUGAGGUGCAGGAUCGGGAGGGCAGGUACGAGUACUGCGAGACUUAG